GAAGUUGGCAACUCUUUUGAUGUUGAGAGUCGGAAGACUAGCAUCUAUCGAGACAGCACAGGUAGUGACGUCAGCGAUGACAGCAGCUCGACCAGUUUGAAUAGUGCUACAUACAAACCGCACAAAGGAAAUGAUAAGAGGUGGGAAGCAAUUCAAGCAGUCAGAUCUCAUAAUAAUGGUGCAUUGGGAUUGAAGCAUUUCAGAAUUUUCAAGAAAUUAGGAUGUGGAGAUAUAGGCAGUGUUCAUCUAGCUGAGUUGAUCGGCACUAGAAGUUAUUUUGCCAUGAAAGUGAUGAAUAAAGAAGCUUUAGCGAGUCGGAAGAAACUUCUCAGAGCUCAGACGGAGAGAGAAAUUCUGCAAUCUCUCGAUCAUCCUUUUCUUCCCACUUUGUAUUCUCACUUCGAGACAGAAAAGUUGUCAUUUCUAGUGAUGGAGUUCUGUCCUGGGGGAGAUUUGCAUGCUCUUCGACAGAGGCAACCCGGGAAGUAUUUCCCUGAGCAUGCUGCCAGGUUUUAUGUAGCAGAGGUUCUUCUUGCUUUAGAGUAUUUACAUAUGCUCGGGAUCAUUUACCGAGAUCUUAAACCCGAAAAUGUUUUGGUGAGGGAAGACGGGCAUAUAAUGCUUUCAGAUUUUGACCUUUCCUUGAGGUGUGCCGUGAGCCCAACGCUGGUCAAAUCCUCGAACUCCAACCUGGAAUCAAAAAGCUCGGGAUUCUGUGUUCAACCAUCUUGUGUCAUCCAACCGACUUGUAUCCAACCUACAUGUUUUGGACCUCGUUUCCUAAGCAAAUCCAAGAAAGAAAAGAAAUCCAAACCAAAGACGGAAAUAUAUAAUCAAGUGAGCCCUCUUCCGGAGCUCAUUGCCGAGCCUACUAGUGCUCGAUCGAUGUCCUUUGUGGGUACACAUGAAUACUUGGCACCGGAAAUUAUCAAGGGAGAAGGCCACGGGAGUGCAGUAGAUUGGUGGACUUUGGGGAUCUUUCUCUACGAGCUGCUGUUCGGGAGAACACCUUUUAAGGGAUCCGAAAACCGGGCUACUUUGUUUAAUGUAGUCGGACAGCCCCUGAGAUUUCCCGAGUCACCUACAGUUAGCUUUGCUGCACGGGACUUGAUCAGAGGUUUACUGGUGAAAGAGCCACAGAAUCGACUUGCAUAUAGGCGUGGGGCCACCGAGAUCAAACAGCAUCCAUUCUUUCAGAGCGUGAACUGGGCUCUCAUUCGUUGUGCCAGUCCUCCAGACGUGCCAAAACCGUUCACGGUCGAGGUUGCACGCGCACCCACGGCAGGGAAUUCACCUGGCCUUGACGUGAAGCCUUCGGGUAAUUAUUUAGAGAUCGAUUUCUUUUGACCUUGUUUUCGUUAGAUGAUGGUAUCUAUUCUCUUAUGGUUCGUUUGGAACAUUCCUUUGUCAAACAAAGUGAGAAAGUGCGACGAAACAUAAUACUGCUGCUGAAAUUCAAAUGCACAGGAGUGAUUUACUGGAUAUUGCUAUUUGCUACUAUCAGUAGGCUCGAACCCCUCGUAAUCGAACUCUGUAAAAGUGACGUAUUGCAAUUCGCUUUUUA
This is a messenger RNA of Olea europaea var. sylvestris, 1564 nucleotides long. RefSeq names its product protein kinase PVPK-1-like. The record is from RefSeq and is a predicted model, not a curated record. Gene Ontology annotation, cellular component: plasma membrane; cytoplasm; nucleus. The annotation marks the transcript as partial. Lineage: Eukaryota; Viridiplantae; Streptophyta; Magnoliopsida; Lamiales; Oleaceae. Gene Ontology annotation, molecular function: ATP binding; protein serine/threonine kinase activity. The transcript has 2 exons. Gene Ontology annotation, biological process: protein phosphorylation.